GCGGGAUGUGUGCGUCGUCUUAUUUCUUCCCCGUUCUUCCAAACUGUCUGCAGUCAGUUCCGCUUCGGAGCAGCGUUCCCGCCUCCUUCACGCCGUAACGACGAACCGGUUCCUUCCGUUUUCCCUUAACGACUGGAUGUAAAAAUCUGAUCAUGAGGAGACGGCUGGUUGUAUAUGGCUGGAUGCUGAAACUUUGUUCCAUUUGCGUGGAAUUGCAGGUUUGAAUCUGGAAUCGGGGCCUUGAUCAUGGCCGGCAGCAGUUUGUUUGGUGAGUUCCCAUCUCCAGAGUCUUGUGUCACCUCCCUGCUGUCAAGUUCGGGUCACCUGAGGAGCAGUCUGCGACCUUCAGAUCCAAACACAACCUUCAGAUACAAGGACAAGCAGUACGACUCGGCCUCUGCGGCGCUGGACGCUUACAUCGCAGACUUUGAGAAGAGCGGUCAGAGUUCCAGCUCGCUGCUUCUGCCGCAAGACCGGCCCUCCACACUCAGAAAAACAGUGAGGACCCCCAGAAACAGAGACGUUCUCAGGGAGCGUCUGACUGACAGAGAGCUAGACUUCCUGAAGCUUCCUGUGAGCUCCCUCCGUCACCAUAGUAACCGCCAGAGACUCUCCAUGACCACAGAUGAACUGCUGUCCAUACCAAAUGACGGCUCCAUGCCGGUCACCCACACCUCUGCCUACAUACAAGGUCUCCUGACCCGGCCUGGACUCUCCCAGUCCUGUUGCCCUCCCACCGGGCCUGCAGACAGAACCUGUACUGGACUCAGCAGGAGCCACGCCCCCUCCCACCACCAGAGCCACCACUCUGCUCCCACACCCGGGGUGUACAGGAGCAAAGGAAGACCAAAAGCGGCAGCUGAUGACUCCUCAUGUCCUGCAGACAGAGCUGAGGUUUCAGAGCGAGCAGAGCCGUCCUCCCUGCUUCACUUCCCUCACUGGUUCACAAGAAACAAAGCUGCCAUGGACUGUUCUGACAUCAACAGCGUGCCUGACCUGAUGUACCCAGCCUGGCUGCAGCUCUUUGACCCCCCUGAAGCUCCUCAGCCCUCCAUGUCAGAGCCCUGGGAUGACCGUGCUUCCAGAGCUGGAGCUCCCUCCUGGGUGGCUGAUUUGGAGAAAGAGGAUGAUCCUGACCACGCCUCCACACAGAUCACUGUUAGAACACGUCAGCCUGGAGUGAAACGGCCCUCCAUGCUGUCUGCAUGUCUGCAGUCUGACAGCCAGACCGCGCUGAGAGAUCUGAGGCUGCAGUUGGCUGAACACAUCUCUGCGCUCGCUGCAGACAGGAAAGGCUCCGGUGUUCUGACCGCGCUGCACGAAGAACACAAGAUCCAGUCUUUGAUUGAGAAAGCGGAUGGAGUGUUGAGCUUGUUGUCCCAGAGCCACGCGGCAGCAGGAAGUUCGGCCCGUCUCAUGAGCAGUGAUGCAGUACCCAGCUCUGUGGACAUGGAAGACCUGCCUUCACAUCGGCCUGCUUCCUCUCUAGGAGCUGCAGAUGAAGCAUGCGCUGAGGCUGAGGCUGACAGAGAGGAGAAGGUUGAUGGCUGUGGUUCCCAUGGAAACUGCAUCCUGAAGCAUCCUGGACCAGUAGAGGCGUUGAAGCUGAUGCUGUUCAGACUGCAGGCUGUGGAGGCAGAGCUGCAACGGAAAGCAGCGAGUCCACCAGCAGACCAGGUGGAGUCGGUUGUUGACAGUGACGCCCAGAUCCAGGGUUGUCCUGGGAGUCCAUCACUGCAGAGAGCUCUACAUCACCUCAACCACCUGAAGCUGCUGGUUGAAGAGCCCAGACAGAAACACCCAAACCCGGAUGAGGAGAAGGACAAAGAUGAAGACGAGGGACGGUACUCCUCUUCAUCUGCUGAGAGACUGCUCAGCUCUCAGAGAGAGCCUGCAUGAAGACGUGCUGCUUGAACGUGGAUGUGAAGGAAGUUCCUGCUGCUCAGGAUUUCAAAUGAAAGUCCAAAGACUUUUGAGAGGAAAACCAAAACACAAAUGUGUGAUGUGAGCUGAAAUCCUGCACUUUCCUGACAUCAUGUCAGGGUGUGGCACAGAGUUACACUAUUGUUGAGGUGAACACUCUUUCUUUAUUGUGUAUCCACACUCAUGCUCAGGCUCUUGAAAUCGCUGUAAAAUCUAAAUGGGAAGUAUUUUUUAAUAAACGUUCUAAUGUUGAAGGUGA
Oryzias melastigma (Indian medaka) is the source of this 2182-nucleotide messenger RNA. It is a transcript of the gene lg12h18orf54, whose product is annotated as linkage group 12 C18orf54 homolog. Lineage: Eukaryota; Metazoa; Chordata; Actinopteri; Beloniformes; Adrianichthyidae. The record is from RefSeq and is a predicted model, not a curated record. The transcript is spliced from 15 exons. The coding region runs from base 247 to 1899 and encodes 550 amino acids.